AUGAACUGUCUCGAUCCGGCUCCGGAUACCUAUCGAACCUUCACACACUCGUUACAGUUUAUUAGUAUUCCAACAUAUCUGCUAGUUUUGAUAUCAUUGAUUUUUAUAAAGUCGAAUGUUUUCACAACUUAUCGGAUCUUUUUGAUUUGGCACUUAUUGGAAAAUGUUUCCUUCGAAUUAUAUGCCGGCUGGAUUGUGGAACCAGUUCUUCAUGCUCCUUACACACUGAUGAGAACUUCUGGAAUAUUGUCAAAAGCAGGAGUUGGUGGACUGGUACAAACCUUGAUACUGUGCUUAGGGAUACAAUAUAACGCCGUUUCGAUAAGUGAAAUGUUUUGGUUCCGAUAUAAAGCCAGUAUCAUAAAUUACAAAGAGCGAGGCUACACCUAUUUCCUUCGAUUUCUAGUGAACGCUACAAGGUUCAUUGCUAUAUUUGAUGUUGUCUUCUGUACAGUAACCUUUGAUGAUGGAUUCCGAUUCCAACAAAAAUACAAAACAGAUCUUCUAAAACUCCACCCAUCUGACACAUUCCUCACAUGCGACUCUGUUUAUAUCAUGGUCCCUUUCGAAGAUUAUGUUUCCGCCGUAUUUGUAAUAUCUUGGAUUUUACAGUCUAUUGUACUGUUUCUUUUUGUCUUUGGAAUUUCCAUUUUCGUCAAAUUCAAUCUCCCAAAAAGUGGUUCAGAAGCUACUUGGAAACUUCAACAACAUCUAAUGAGAAGUCUCAUUAUUCAAGCAUCGAUUCAUGCAAUAAUGCUUGGAACACCCAACAUGAUGUUCGUUUACGCGUUUUUAUUUGGCUACAAAAAUGAGAGUAUAGCAUACGCUGCAUUUUUCUGUUUGACCACUCACGGAUUCGCUUCUAGCUUGGCUAUGAUUAUAUUCACGAAACCGUUAAGACAGUAUUUCCUGGUUUUGUUCAAGUUAAAGAAACCAGUUGCCAGCAAAACUUCGAUAAUUUCUGUGAAUAAGAGAGCAUCCGUUUUUUGA
Caenorhabditis briggsae is the source of this 990-nucleotide messenger RNA. RefSeq names its product Protein CBR-SRH-22 (gene Cbr-srh-22). The record is from RefSeq and is a predicted model, not a curated record. Lineage: Eukaryota; Metazoa; Nematoda; Chromadorea; Rhabditida; Rhabditidae. The transcript is spliced from 3 exons. The coding region runs from base 1 to 990 and encodes 329 amino acids.